Messenger RNA from Physella acuta, 1959 nucleotides. RefSeq names its product calreticulin. Gene Ontology annotation, biological process: protein folding; ERAD pathway. NCBI's taxonomy places the organism in Eukaryota, Metazoa, Mollusca, Gastropoda, Physidae. Gene Ontology annotation, cellular component: endoplasmic reticulum membrane; endoplasmic reticulum. Gene Ontology annotation, molecular function: calcium ion binding. The record is from RefSeq and is a predicted model, not a curated record.
CAGCCAGACAGCUGUAUAGGUCACGUGGAAACACCGGCUUUAUUUAUCGUGGAUAUCUCAUAACUAGUCUCGAGUCCAACUAAUGCUGUUCGAUUUACGUAUUUAGAAGUUAACAUAUUGUUAAAAUCAGAGGAAGCUACAGAAAAUGAAAAGUUUUCUAUGCCUGCUUCUGGCGGGUCUUGCAUUCGCCGACCCAACAGUAUACUUUAAAGAGGAAUUCGAUGAUAAAUGGGAAGACAGAUGGGUGGUGUCCAAACACAAGUCUGACCUAGGGAAGUUUGUCCUUUCUGCUGGUAAAUUUUAUGGUGAUGCUGAAAAAGAUAAAGGUUUGAAGACAUCUGAAGAUGCUCGCUUUUAUGGACUGUCAGCAAAGUUUGACAAGUUUAGCAACGAAGGCAAAAAUCUUGUGAUUCAGUUUACAGUGAAGCAUGAACAGAAUAUUGAUUGUGGUGGUGGCUAUGUUAAGCUUUUCUCCAGUGAUCUUGACCAAAAGGAUAUGCAUGGUGAAUCACCAUACAACAUUAUGUUUGGUCCUGAUAUUUGUGGACCUGGAACCAAGAAGGUUCAUGUUAUUUUCAGCUACAAAGGAAAGAAUUUGCUUGUGAAAAAAGAUAUUCGAUGCAAGGAUGAUGUAUUCACUCACUUGUACACUCUGAUUGUUAAACCUGACAACACCUAUGAAGUUAAAAUUGAUAAUGAAAAGGUGGAAAGUGGUGAGCUAGAAGCUGAUUGGGAUUUCUUGCCAGCAAAGAAGAUUCCUGACCCAGAUGCCAAGAAACCCGAUGACUGGGAUGAGCGUGAGAAAAUUGAUGACCCCAGUGACUCCAAACCUGAAGAUUGGGAUAAGCCUGAACAUAUUCCUGACCCAGCUGCCAAAAAGCCUGAUGAUUGGGAUGAUGAGAUGGAUGGUGAAUGGGAACCACCUCAGAUUGACAACCCAGAGUACAAAGGUGAGUGGAAACCAAAGCAAAUUGAUAACCCAGAUUACAAAGGAAAAUGGGUACACCCUGAAAUUGACAACCCAGAAUACAAGCCUGAUGAUAAACUGUACCGUUAUGAUGACUUUGGUGCUUUGGGUCUGGAUUUGUGGCAGGUGAAGUCUGGAACUAUUUUUGACAACUUCCUUAUCACAGACGACAUUGAUUAUGCUGAGCAGUUUGGAAAGGAAACAUGGGGAAAAACAAAAGAUGCUGAGAAGAAAAUGAAGGAUGAUCAAGAUGAGGAAGAAAGAAAGCAGAGAGAAGAAGAAGAAAAGAAGAGAAAGGAGGAAGAAGAUUCCACAAAGAAAGACGAUGAAGAUGAGGAUGAUCAAGAUGAGCCAGAAGAUGAAGACACUGAUAAUAAAGAGGAUAAAGAACCUAAAGAUGAAUUAUAGGCAGCAUUUAGUUUAGUUUUUCUUCCCUUUUUUUUUUGGUCAUAUUUCACUAGGAUCAUUUCAAAAAAUUUGAUAGCUUCAUUUUAAUCAUUUUUUGAUAAUGUGCAUUGUUUUACUCAAUUUGGGCUAAAUCUUGUGUACGGUAUCUGUUUAUUCAUUGUUAGUAUUUAAUAAUAGCUGUAAAGAAGAUGGAAUAAUUUUAAGAAAUGUAGGAUGUUUACUUCAGCUAUUGUGCAUUAAGUUAUUUAAUGCCUAUUGACUGCCAAAUAGUCAUGAUCUUGAUGUGCUGUGUUGGUCCAAAUUCUGCUGUAUUGUAUUCCAUUUGUUGCAUUUUUAAUAGGUGCAUAUUUGAUUGGUAAUGUAUAUGUGAAUGGUGUGUGUGCAUGAUUUUUUAAUAAAAGAUUUGCAUUGAAUAUCAUCUAUUUUAAUACACAUAAUAUACACCUUUUUAGGGGUGUUUUUUCUUUAUGCAGUUGUUACCUGUUGGUUGAAUAUGAUUGACUAGUUGAAUGUGUGCAUCUGACAUUUUGACCAAUGUGAUUACCAGAUAGAUUUUAUUUGGUAUUAAACAUUUAUUUCUUGAA